AUGCUGAGAGAGAGCUACGCUUACUCGACUUCCUACGUUGGCCCAAGAUACACGACCCCGAUUAUAGAGGAAGGCGACGACAACGCCAAAACCUUUUGA
Molecule: messenger RNA, 99 nt
Organism: Phytophthora nicotianae INRA-310
Lineage: Eukaryota; Oomycota; Peronosporomycetes; Peronosporales; Peronosporaceae
Exons: 2
Coding region: 1-99 (32 amino acids)
Source: RefSeq, a predicted model, not a curated record